CUGCUGUUGUUGCCGCCGCUGCUGCUGCCGUUGCCGCUGUUACCGCUGCCCGCUCCUACUACUGCUCCUAUCGUCGAAUCUCCGGCGGCGGCGCACACCGGCAAUAACGCGUCGUGCUAUUACCGAUACGUCACCGCGUGCACGACACCGCGUACCCGCUAAUGAAUUGAAUUACUUUCGUGCCGCGGCUAUCCACCGCACGAGACUCCGCGGCACGCGUACAGUUCGAUCGAUCGAUAUCGCGCGACAAGUGACUCUGACGAUAAGUGUGUUGGUUACCGAGUACUCGCGUCUUUCGUUCCUCCACUUUCCUCCCUCGCUCUUUUCCAGCUUCCUUUUGUCCCCCGUACGUCCUCGUGUACCUUUUUCUUCCCGAAAUUCGUCCUUCUCGCUCGUACUCGCGCGGACUCGUCGUCGCGUUCGUCGCGUGUGUUUCAUCGGUGUGACUAGUACGCUCGUUGCAUCGAGGAUCGAGGGAAACUACCGUGCCCACCACCUGCGCUACUCCCGAGUUUAAGGAUUUCCAGCGAUCCUGCGUUUCAUCCACCGUUACGUGUUAUUCUUCGACGCGCUCAGACGAGAUUCCUCGACGUGUGACCGGCCUUGCUGCUGACUAUGGCACGCCUCAUCGCAACUUAAAUGCUGGUGUAGUGUCACGUGACGGAGGGAAUCUGGACAACCGUGCACGGCGCGAGGUAUCCGUGGAAACUGGCUCGGACUUCGAACUCUGUCAGACGGCGUUCUAGCCGAAAUCACGAUGACGAUGGACGUGAGCAAGUCGGAGCCGAGUAAAAAUGGCGCGACGCAACACAAGUGCGCUGGAUGCGGCAAAGCGAUCACGGAAAGGUAUCUCCUCAAGGCCAUGGACCUGUUCUGGCACGAGGACUGUCUGAAGUGCGGGUGCUGCAACUGUAGGUUAGGAGAGGUCGGUUCUAGUCUGUUCACCAAGGCCAACCUUAUCCUCUGUAAGAGGGACUACCUCAGGCUGUUCGGGAACCCGGGACACUGCGCGGCCUGCAACAAGGAGAUACCUCCGUUCGAGAUGGUUAUGAAGGCCAGGACGAACGUCUAUCACCUGGACUGUUUUGCCUGUCAACAGUGCACUCAUCGGUUUUGCGUGGGCGAUCGAUUCUAUCUGUGCGAGAACAAAAUCCUGUGCGAGUUCGACUACGAGGAGAGGCUCGCGUUCGCCAAUAUGUCGGUACAAACACCGGCCACGCUGGCGUACAUCAAAAGGCAACUGCCCCCAGCGCCGACACCGCCUGGCCAGAACAUGCAUCCGGGUCACAAUCCGCUGCAACCUCAUCAGGGACUUGGCCAGUCGGUGGGUCAACAUAAUCACGUGUCGAACGGGCAGAUGUCGGGGAGCACGCCGAUGGUGAACGGGACGGCCAUAGGCGUCGGUGGACCCAGGGCUCCCGGAGACAUGAACAACAACGGGCUGUCGGGGCCAGCGUUCGGCCCGGUGAAGCCACCGCCGAUGUCCAUGCAGGCGCCGACCAGCUGAAACGAGGUGUCAUCCCCCUUGAAGAAGCUCAGAUGUCUCAGCGGUUAUUGAGGCUAUUCACGCUGACCGACGAGACGACCGAGAGAGGGAGCGGUACGGACGAGGAUUAAAACGUCGUGACGAAAGUGAACGCGAGGAAUAGGCAGAGUGAUAGACGGACAGACGGACGCAUAACACGUGGAUCGGUGAGGAAAUAAGGGGUUGCACGAGGCACAGGUUGCAAAGAGAGAGAGAGAGAGAGAGUGAGAGAGAGAGAGAGAAUGAG
Molecule: messenger RNA, 1772 nt
Organism: Eufriesea mexicana
Lineage: Eukaryota; Metazoa; Arthropoda; Insecta; Hymenoptera; Apidae
Product: LIM domain only protein 3
Exons: 7
Coding region: 758-1507 (249 amino acids)
Biological process (GO): positive regulation of transcription by RNA polymerase II
Cellular component (GO): nucleus
Molecular function (GO): DNA-binding transcription factor binding; transcription coactivator activity
Source: RefSeq, a predicted model, not a curated record